This is a messenger RNA of Manihot esculenta (cassava), 2602 nucleotides long. RefSeq names its product G-type lectin S-receptor-like serine/threonine-protein kinase RKS1. The transcript has 7 exons. The record is from RefSeq and is a predicted model, not a curated record. NCBI's taxonomy places the organism in Eukaryota, Viridiplantae, Streptophyta, Magnoliopsida, Malpighiales, Euphorbiaceae. Bases 38 to 2539 code for a protein of 833 amino acids. Gene Ontology annotation, molecular function: ATP binding; protein serine/threonine kinase activity. Gene Ontology annotation, biological process: recognition of pollen; protein phosphorylation.
AUCAACAGAGAAACCUCAAACUAGGUUCAAAAAAUCAAUGGAUUCAACUAUGGUAGCUGAAAAAUGUUUUCUCAUUUUCUUCCUUUUGAUGAUAAUCCAUUUUGCGCUUUGUGCUUCUAUGGACACCAUAGCCAUAAAUCAAACUAUUGAAGAUGGCAGCCUUCUAAUCUCCAAAGAAAACAAUUUUGCACUUGGAUUUUUCAGUCCUGGCAAUUCCAAGUAUAGAUAUCUUGGAAUCUGGUAUUAUAAAGUACGAGAGCAAACUAUCGUAUGGGUAGCAAACAGAAAUCAUCCUAUCAAUGGCUCUACAGGAGUUCUUUCAGUAAAUCAUUUUGGAAAUCUCGUUCUCUACAGCAGCGGUAGCCAAAAAGUUCUAGUAUGGUCUGCAAAUGUCUCUCGGGAAGUAACAAAGACAAACACUUGCUGUGUAGCUCAGCUCAUGGAUUCAGGAAACUUGAUUUUGGUCCAACAAAGAAGUAGAAGAGUUGUGUGGGAAAGCUUUGAUCAUCCUACAGAUACUCUCCUACCAGGAAUGAAACUUGGGUUGAAUAGAGAGACAGGGAUUCACCGAUUCUUAACAUCAUGGAGAUCAACAGAUGACCCUGGAACUGGAGACUACGUGCUUGAGCUCAAUCUAAAAGGAUCACCUCAGGGCAUUCUAUACAAGGGUACAAAGCGAUAUUGGAGAGGUGUCCCAUGGCCAGUAAAAAGUUAUAUUAAUGGAAGGAACUUCAGUUUUGUCGAUAGCCAAAAAGAGACAUUUGUAACCUAUUUUCCUGCUGAUGUUUCUGUUAUACUGAGAACAAAGUUGGAUUAUUCAGGAUUGAUUAUACAUUUAACAUGGCAUGAAACUGAAGGAAAAUGGAAAGAAUUAUGGUCAGCUCCAAAUAAGUAUCAAUGUCAGACAUAUGGCCAUUGUGGUACUUAUAGCAAGUGUAAUCCUUCAUAUCUUUAUCGCAAAUUUGAAUGUGAUUGCUUACCUGGGUACGAGCCUCAAUCUCCAAGGGCCUGGAAUAUUUUGAAGGAUGGGUCAGGUGGGUGUGUUCGAAAGCGAAAAGAAUCAUCUUCUUUGUGUAAUCAAGGAGAAGGAUUUGUGAAAGUGGCAACUGUUAAGGUACCUGAUACUUCAGAAGCAGUUUGGUUGGGCUUGAAUAUGAGUCUUUUGGAUUGUGAAUUGGAAUGCAAGAAGAAUUGUACAUGUUAUGCAUAUUCAAGCACUUCUAUUUCUGGAAAAGAACCUGGGUGCUUGGCAUGGUAUGGUGAAUUAAUGGACACUGUAAUUAAUGUGGAAGAAGGAAGUGACAUCUAUGUUCGUGUUGACGCCCUCGAAUUAGCUGAAAUUACACAAAAAUCAAAUGGAUUUUUGGAGAAGAAGCAUUUGUUGGCUAUUUUCUUGGUAUCUAUUUUUUUAGCUUGGUUCGUAAUCAUUUUAUUUGUGUAUUUGUGGUUCAAGAAGAAAGGAAAAAGAGUGAGGAAUGCAAAAUUGCUUAAUACAAUCAAAGCAAAUGAAGAUAGAGGUGGAGUGAGUAAUCCAGAGAUUGCAUUUUUCAAUCUCAAUAUAAUACUUGCAGCGACUGACAAUUUCUCUCCGGCUAACAAACUAGGCCAAGGUGGUUUCGGAUUGGUUUAUAAGGGUCAAUUGUCUAAUGGCCAGGAGAUCGCUGUGAAAAGACUAUCUAAAACUUCGGAGCAAGGAAUAGAAGAAUUUAAAAAUGAAGUUUUGUUAAUUGCAAAACUUCAACAUCAAAAUUUGGUGAAACUUAUAGGAUGUUGCAUUCAGAGAGAGGAAUCAAUACUAGUUUAUGAAUACAUGCCAAACAAAAGUUUGGACUCGUUUAUUUUCGAUGAAACAAGAAGGUCAAUUUUAGAUUGGAGAAAACGCUUUGAUAUUAUCGUCGGGAUUGCUCGUGGAAUCUUAUAUAUUCAUCAAGAUUCUAGAUUAAGAAUUAUUCAUAGAGAUUUGAAAACAAGCAACAUCUUAUUGGAUAAAGAAAUGAAUCCAAAAAUUUCAGAUUUUGGCCUAGCUAGAAUCUUCAAAGGUGAUCAAACUCAAGAAAAGACAAACAAAAUUGUCGGAACAUUAGGGUACAUGUCACCAGAAUAUGCGGUAUUUGGAAAGUUUUCAACAAAAUCUGAUGUCUUUAGUUUUGGGAUCAUAUUAUUAGAGAUCGUUACGGGAAAAAAGAACAAUAGCUCUUGUCAAGGGGAUUCUUACCUAAGCAUGGCAGGAAAAGUGUGGCAUUUAUGGACAGAAGAAAGAGCAUUAGAGAUUGUUGAUUCAUCAAUGCAAGAGUCUUGUUCUGCUCAUGAAGUAUUGAGAUGCAUUCAAAUUGGGCUCUUGUGUGUGCAAGAAGAUGCAUUGAAAAGACCAAGCAUGUCAGCUGUUGUUGUAAUGUUGAAUAGUGAAAUUAGUCUUCCUUCUCCUAAACAACCCCCUUUCAUUUUUAGAAAACCGAUUACUAGUUAUAACUCAGCAAUAACGAAAAAUGAAUUUUAUUCUGUAGAUGAGGAAACAAUUACUGAGUUGGUAUGUCGUUGAAUAAUCAAUAUAUCAUCAAUUACAUAAAUUUUUAGUAUAGGGAUCUAUGAUAUUUAGUAGUAA